AUGGAAAGUCCAGGAAUGAACUGCGAGAAAGGUCAGAGUUGUUGCUUCCCCAGGAGAACCCGGCAUCUUUUUCAUAGGGUCUUCUUCUGUUGCUCCUGUUUGCAAAAUGGAGAGGAGGAUCAUUUACAGGAACAGGAGAAGAAAAAUGAGGAACCUUUACAAGUGUGUGAUAAGGAUACUAUCCACAUUACUGUGGAGGAUCUGGGAAUAGUUAAUACCAGUUUUUGUCUAUCUGACGAACAGCCUGUGUCCCCAAGAAACAAAAUGGGACGCUCUGCUAGCUCUGUGUCGACCUGUCCGAGGGCUCUGAUGAAGAAACGAGUACAGCAUUUGUCUUCGCUACCUCUUCAGCCUCAAGCAAGACAGAUCUGCUCUUCCAGCAGUUGGGAAGAAAUUGGAGAUGACGAUGAAGAGGAACACUUCCUCUUUGGAAGUGGUGAUAACAGCACUCCAGCUUCUGGGAGCCUCUUGGCGCAUUGCGAGAUCAACUUGAUUCCACCCACUCCAUCUGAUGUUAUCGAGGAUGAUCAGUUCUUUGAUAUAAAUUCUGAAGAAAGCAUGGUUUACAUUGCAGAGAGUAGAGGUAGCUGUCAUGCUCGUGACUAUGAGGAGAAUAUGGAGGCAGAAGAAGCAACGCUUGAAUUGACAGACACUGAGAAUAUUGUUGAUAAAGCAACGGAUUCUGAAGAGGGCAAUAGUGAUCAGUUGCCAGAAGAAAGGGAGACAAUUAAAGAUGAGGAUGAAGAAAAACCAAAAGCGAUGUUGUCUCGUGUUUAUCAGGUGGAUCCCGUUCCUGUACUUCAGCACAAACGUAACUUCAAUACUGGAAUAAAACUUUUGCCUUUUACUGAGCUCAACUUGGAUGAUUUAAGCAAAAGUGAUGUCAGCUGCUCCGACAUGCUGAAGAUUGCUACUGUCCGGCCUCCACUGCAGGCUUCCACAAUGGAUGCAUUUACUCACCAGAGGAGGCCAAUCACUCGCUCCUGCAGUUUAAGAGACACAGAAAGUGGGUGUGCCAGUUCUCACACAUUAACCCAGAACUCAGACCAGCAACAACAAGGCAAUAGGUCUCCACGGCAACGGCGUAUCACCUUAGCGUCAUGCCUUCCCAAAUGUAAGGACCAAAAUGGAAACAUCCCAGGGAAGACGGCUGACAGGCAGGAGGCCAAAUCUCUAAGGGAGCGAAACACAAAUGAGACUUGCCAGUGGUUCACCAGCAUUGGAUUGCAAAAAUGUCUCCCUUUCAUCCAAGAGGCAAAUUUGUGUGGAGCAGACAUCGCGUCUAUUGAUGUCAACAUCCUCGACACCCUCCACAUCAACACACUAAAAGAAAAAGAGCAGCUACUUUCUGCUAUUUAUAAUGAGCUGCACCCACCAAAUACUUGUGUAGGAUCUUUCAGGUUUAAUCACGUCGAAGAGAAUCUCACGCCAAUGAUCAAAUCAAAAUCCUCUCCACACGUAAACUGUCUGAGCAUGAGCAGACCGUCCCUCAGGAUCAGGCACAACAACCAAAAUGGCUUGGCACAGAGGAAUUCACAUUUGAUCGAGGUCACUAUUAAUGCAUCAGAGCGAAUAGUUCACCUCAGAACCCCUAAGGAAACAACAAUUUGCAAAAUAAUUGAUUCAUGUCUCAGAAUGCUGGGCAUGACGGAUGACAGGAGCCUUUUUUCACUGAAAGAGCAGAAAGAUUCCACGGCUGAGCUCUCACAGGAGCAGCAGAUUGGGAGUCUGCUGACAUCCCCAUCUGACAGGCAGCUGGAGCUGCAUUUGUGUAAAAGAAAUCCAACCUCCCAGAAUAGCCCAGAGGUCAACAGGUCCAGUGGAAUACAAAAGGAGGACAGAAUCAGAGAGCUGAACCUGCAGGUGGAGUCACUACAAAAUGUCAUCCUCCAGGUGCAAGAGCUCCACCUCGGCCUAGUGGCUUUCUGCUCGGAAUUAAAGAACUCAGAUGGGGAUGGGAAUUUAGAAAUGCUGGGCUCAGCUGCAUUGGAGCAGAAACUAAAAGUUCUCCACAGAAGAUUGACUGACAAGAGAGAAAGUCUCCACACCCUCCGAGAGCACAUCAACAACACCGCUGCCCACAGGAAGAAACAGCUGGAUGUUCGUCUUUUGGAGAAGAUGAAGCUCAACUGCCAGGUGUUUAAGGAGGAAAUCUCCAUGGUACAUCUCAAUCGACAGGUUGCACAUCUCCAGAAUGUCCUGCAGGACAGUUAUAUUAAGGAGAGUACCCAGAGAAAGAAUACGACCAUUGGGAGUCUGAGCCAGCUUGUGUCACCACAGUCUCCUGCCAUGCUGAUGGUCUUUCAGGAGCAGUGUGGACCUGGUGGCUGCUUCGGGUUUACAUGUUGUUACACAGAAGGCAUUGGGUUAGUGGUGGUCAAGGUGGAAAACUCGCAACUGUGUGUGGAUGACAGACUUGUCGAGGUGAAUGGAUCGCCAGUGGUCAACUCAACAGAAGAAGAACUUUGUGACCUUCUUCUCCAUCUAACCAGCGCUCAAAUCAUUGUGCUUCGGCAGACCCCUGCGACCCUCACUUCACACCAACCCCCACUUAUCCUGCAGCACGUGGUUAAGCCUAAUCCUCUCCAAGCAGAAAGAGAUGUGAUCGCCAUGGAAACUCCAUCACUGCGCAAGCUAAUGGCCAUCUGAUGUCAAUGGGGGUUCAUGGGAUGGAAACAAAAAGGGAUUAAGAAGUGAAAACUGAUGAAAAUGGUGGUGAAAUUAUACUGUAUUGAUGUUCUUUGGGGGUAAUUCAAAUAUUAUGGUUACUAUUAUUAUUAUUUUUUUUUUACCGGUGCUAAUAAUUACUAAUUGCAGUUGCAUACCAAGUAUCAUGGGAGUGUCACAGUGCUCGGUAUAUUUUCAUCAAUGUUUUCCGACUGCAAAAGUUGUAUGACUACUAUACUGUACUAUACUAUACUACUAUAAGUUUGACUUAAAUAUGGCUUGUGUUACAGGCUCUAUUUAAAUUAAAUGUCCAGCAGACAGACUGUUACUAAAACAUGCAGUGAAUGUUAAAGUGGCACUAGUUAUUACGUGAAAGCGUGCUACAAUUUGGUCAACACGCCUCCAUUUUCAAGAAGGGUUUGUGUUUUCCCAUCACAAUCGACCCAAUCUGGAUCUUAAAAUACUUGUCUUUACUCUCAAUCGCUAAUAAUCCUGCUAAUAUCCAUUCAGUAUUCCAUUGGCUAUCAUUGUACAAUUUAAUGACACUUGAGAGAGCCAUAAAUUAAGAGUAAAAGAAUACAAAUCCUUAGCGCCACAGAUUUUUGAGGCGCAUGCUUGUCCAACAUCUGCCAGAGUAUAUUCCUAAGGGUGAAACAAUGCAUGCUUGCUGCGGCGCAGAGGAAUUCCUUGGAAUAUCAGGAACAUGAAACGUAGUUACAUACACGCUUGAAUGCUGUGCGGAUUCUCGUUUCAGGACACACACGGACGAUUUUCUUUGGGAGCUGAGUCACGUUUGGCUUUUUGUAUGUUGUAAUGUAAACCAUUGGGCUGUGGGAAUAAACCCCUGGUUGCAGAAAUGCCUCAUUUCAGCCUUGUUCUCCCUCGUUAAGAGGCAGUGGAUCGUGCAAGCCUGACCGUGCAAACAGUACCACUUGCUGACCAAGGCUGCUGGGGGUCCAAAGAGCCCAAGGACGUAAAACCAAACUGCAAAGGUCAACGGUCACUAACAAUCGUAAUAUAAUUUGGCAAUAAAAAGAAAUGGAGCUCGAUGUCAUCCGGGCGGGAGCUGCAGCUUGCCAAAAAAUAUUCACAAAGAGGGAGAAAUACGACUCUGGCACAUCGGAAAAACAUUGGCACGUACAUGGGAAAAUAAAGUUGACCAAGCCACAACUUGUAAGCUGACACAGAUAAUGUCAUACCUCAGGAAGUUAUAGCUGAGACGUUAUUCAAAACUGCACGACAAUGCGACACCAGGAUAUAAAAAGUAGUAGAAUAACUCACAGUGAUCAGAAUACUUUCAGCGCCAUUGACGAUGAUAGACGUUCAAUCAUGUGGCUCUUUUCAGCCUGCAGUGAAUUUAAACUAGUUUGCCACAGGUACAUGUCCGAUUUGAACCGGAAGGGCUGGCACUGAAUGAACAUUCGUUUAGCCAGUGAGUUAAAAUACCACGCGUAGGAGCAAAUCCUGCUUGCGAUGAAGCUACGAAAAGUAGAGCAACACUCAGGUCAGAGGAGACUAUGUGUCAUGGCUGUCUUUAUGGAAAUGAAUUAACACUGGGGAAAAUGAGACACAAUCCUAUAAACACUGCUGCUGGCAAGAGAAGAAAGCCAUGGUGACCAACAUAAACCAGAAAACACAGUCAGGAUGUAACACUCCUGCUACCAUUCUCAAGUCAGGAAGAUGAGCCAUAAGACCUUGUACAGUAUAUUAGUCAAAAACAUCUGUAGCACAUUUAAAUGAACAUCAGCCUGCUCUUAUUUGACUGCCAAGGCGCCUCUAGUUGACCCAGGCUGUGCCUAACACGUAGUGGCACUGCGCAACCUGUACUACAUCUGGUUCGCCUUAAAAGCCUCAGCAACAACAUCCAGCGCACACCGAUAAGCUCGUAGGUAAGUGCUGUGGCUGCAUUUCUCUUGCACCGCCUUAACCCCCCCUUGACAUUUCAGGGAGCCUAACAUCUGUUUGAAGUGGAAGAGGUGGCAUUAGCGUUGGUUUCCUGCCCAAAUCCCACACGAGCCAAUACAAAAGCAUAGAUGUCUGAUGUGAAGCAAGGGAAUUCCUGUCCACUAAAUGCUAGACAAACACUCAUUCCUAAAUUAGAAUCUAUGGUUGGUUGUAGCAGAAGCUGGGCUUACCCGGAAGAGAUUUAGUAGUUUUGGUCCUGUCAAUAAAAAAUGCAACUGUCUAUUUUACAAAAUUUACAUGUGAGUGUAAGUAGUUGUUUGUUUGUAUACUGUAUGCUCAGGGAUUGCCCGGCAACCAGUCUAGAGUAUAACCCAUCUCUUGUUGGUUAGGAUAGGAAAUGAGUGAAUGUAAUCAUAUACAGUACCUUUGUUUUGAAAUUUCAUUACAGGAAUGAUUUUGUGCUAGUGCAGGAUGGUUUUAUGGAUCAUUGUUAAACCCAUACGCAGAGUUUAAGGGGGCCCUUCUGGUGGCCGAAAAGUGUAAUUGCAUGUAAUUGACUUUCCUACAUAUGAAUUUAAAAUUGAGCAUUUUCUGGUAAAAUAUUGUCUAUAAAAGUUGUAAAGCAUUAAAACAAACAACAAAAAUGAAUGAAAUGAACAAAAAAAGAUAUUCUUUAAUCGGUCAAAAUUAUUUUUCGGACAGAUCAUGUGACUAGCACCUUAGGCGGUUAUUUGCUUUGCUUAGCCAAAAGCACCGGAGAAAUGAAGAGGCAAGAUGGAUAUACGUAAUUUUUUCAAACCUAAGCUUUCAAAAGCGACAACUAAUUAGCAAAAACCAAAGACUGAAAAUGUGGACCAUGAAACGCCAGAGAGCACCAUCAAAAUGGUGAGCAGAGUUUCAGUUUGCCCCGCUAAAGACACUAAUUGUAGAACAGAGCCACCACCGUUGUCUUGCCAAUGUAGUUACCCCCGUCAAAAAUUAUAUCCCCUGGCCGCGGGAGGGCACACACACACAUUAGUUAUGAGUUAUGACGACUUAAACAAUUAAUUGAACCCAGAAAAGAACCACUGUUUUAUGUUUUAGACAUAGAAGUUUAUUAAACUGGAGAAACGCCAUACAGGACUUGAAUUAAAGUAAUAACAGUUAUAGGUCAUCCUACGAGUAAAACGGUAAAAUAUUGCCUUUUUUUCGUUCAGUACGUAUGUUAAGUUAUACGACAGAAAAAAAAAAGUUUUUUUUUUUUAUGGAUGGGCCAUGUUUUAAAAUCGCGUAGAUAACUACAUCACCAAAACACGUAAAUCAAGCAAAUCAGUGCAGCGCAGUGGCUCCGCCCAGGGGAUACAAUUUUUGACGGGGGUAACUACAUUGGCACGACAGCGGCGGGUCUUUCAUAUUCAGUGGAUGACGAGCUUGGUGAAAAUUAUAGCUGUCCUUAAGCAGCCUGAUUUAGAAUUCCCCUCAAGAACGAUGGGAAACAGAAAAUGCUCAUUUUCAACUUAUUAUUAUAAAUAUUCUUGUAAGUUCAUUGUAUUGCUGACACUCUGUUUCAGGAUCAUCAACAUGUUGUGCCCCCCUCCCCCAUCCCAAAGGUCAAAUUCCGACUAUGGUUAAACAUCAGUUUUUUUGUUUUUUAUUUAUAUAUUUAUUUAUUCAUUUAUUCAUUCAUUUUGAUUGAGGAGGAGGUGGCGCUUCUGUCCUUUCUCCUUUCCUCUGGCAAUUCUCACUUUCAGUAGCUGAAUUUGGUACUUAGGAGAGUCCCAGGAGAUGGUUGUGUAUUGACCCGUUCCCCGUCAAAUGUGCGGUGUGUUGACCUCUUUCCCGCCUAGAUUAUUGCUGUAGACCGCUAAACCACAUAACCUGAGGAUAUACUGCCAUCUACCGGCAGACUGAAGGAAAAAACUUUUUCACACUGCGAUAUUGUCUCCAGGGUUUCAUUAUGAAGGAAUCUAAUUAGAUCAUAUUUUCAGUCACAGCUGGUUUGCAUGGUGAUUCCCAUGCGUUUAGGAAAAAUAACAGGUACAACCAGGCAAGGAAAUAUCAUCAAUAAAACUCACAGUAUGUUGAAUAAUAUGAUUAGACACAGUGGUCAAAUUUGUUGAUGUGGACUAAAAAUGUGAUGCGGUCGUAUAGAGAGGUUUGAAUGAGAAGCUCGAAGUGUGUGUGUGUGUGUGUGUGGGGGGGGUUAAUCUAUCUUCUGUGACACCAGUUCUGCUAUUUUCUGACACACAUUGUACGUUUUGGAGCUGCUGAAAAUUACGUUAAGUUUGAAACCGCACAAAUGUGUCAAUAAAUACAGUAUGAGUUUCUGAUGAUAUUAAGUCAGAGAGACAACUUAAUAAUUGUGGAACAUGAUUGAAUGAUGAGUGCACUGUAAGGUUAAUAAUGGUUUAACCAUUUAAAAUGAAUGCACAGGAUGUAGGCGAGAACCAACCACUUUACAGAAGCUGUAACACUCCAUAUACCCAACUACACAGAUAAAAGGCUAAUGAAAAGGCCAUUAGGAUUAAGUAUAAGGUGUGCUGUGCAUGAGAUAAAUAUAUUAGGGAAAUUUCCUUACAUUUCUUGGCUGACAAUGGUUGAGAAAGGUCAGCACAUUGUAUUAUUCAACGAUAGUACAUUCUUUUUGAAAAAUUGAGAAUACAAUGGCCUUUGUGUGAGUCUAUUGAAAAGGUUUAAUUAAAAGAAAAUGGAAAAUUUUAAUGGCUAUUUUU
Corythoichthys intestinalis (scribbled pipefish) is the source of this 7283-nucleotide messenger RNA. RefSeq lists its product as uncharacterized. Bases 1 to 2649 code for a protein of 882 amino acids. The record is from RefSeq and is a predicted model, not a curated record. Lineage: Eukaryota; Metazoa; Chordata; Actinopteri; Syngnathiformes; Syngnathidae. Gene Ontology annotation, molecular function: protein binding. The transcript has 16 exons.